AUGGAGCCGCCGGAUGAAAUGAGCAAAGAGCCGGAGAAGGUGAAACAAAAACACGUUUUCAUGCAAAAUGAGUGCGAAAAAUGGUGAAAAAACUCGAUCGAUUCAAAAUUUUUAUUGCGCAAUGAAAUCCGCUCUUUUUUAAGCCAAAAUAGGGCAACAACACGGAAAAUUUGUGUCAUUUCCGACGAAAGUCCGAAUUUCCACUUCCGCGGCCCAAAAAAGAGUUGUUUUAUGGGUCCCUGGCGCCAAAUUUAUAAGAAUUUCCAUCGGGAAUCUCAGUUUUGUUCGCCGUCGUCCGAACGAGGCCAAUUGUCUCGAGAGAGUGCUUGAAUGCGUAUCCACAAGAAGCAGAAUUCUCAUGAUUCUCAGCCUUUCUCUCCUUUUUUUAUACGUCUUUAGAUACAAAUAAUUGUGGAGCGCGAGCAGAGAAAAACGCGGAAAAGUGUGUAUUUCCUACGCUUUUCAGCUCCGUCGCAUUUAUUUUAUUUUUUGUUGCUGUGCUGCGUGUCAGGAACCUCAGACUUCCUCCUCCUUCAGCGUUAUAAGGAUUUAUGAAAAGUUCCCGAACAUUCUGAAGCAGUUCUUCAGAAUAAUCGAUGAGCUUAUUAGCGUUUAGUAAUGGAUACUUUUCCCGGGGAAUAAAGUUCUCGGGUAACGUUUUGUAGACUCGUUUUUCACAGCUAUGGUUGAAUUCUAUUAGAAAAUCAUAGAUGUCUUCAAAUGUUCCACAAUGGGCCUAAUUUGAGUAAACAGGAGAAUCACGGAAUCCUUUUUCACCUUUUGAAAGUAAGGUGUUUGAUGUUUUCUAUGCUUUGAAUUCUAUGCUAAUUUCCUAUAGAAGUCAACAAGUUUUACCAAUGGAAUAGCACGAAUGUCAACUAACUGUUCUGAAUAAGCUCAAUAAGAAAUGUUUAUGAAUCUUGAUAGGUUUUACUUGUAUUAUAAUACUUUUGCAUUCAGAAAAGUUAGCUCUCUCGUUCGCUUUAACGACUUUUGCUUUUUACAACAUUCUUCGAUUCUGCAUAGCCUUUUCCUGAGCCGAUUCAAAAAGUGCAGCGUCUCUUCCGAUCAUUCUCUAGUAUGGAAUUCGUUCGGAAAAAUUAGCAUAAUCGGAAAAUCGCUUUCUUUGAAUACAUAGAGAAAAGAGCGUUUGAAGUGUGUUCCUGCUUCACUCAAGAGUUUUUUAGCGUUCAUUCUGACCUCCCUUGUAAGUGAUUCGAUCGAGAAUUUUACGGAGAAUUCGAAUCUGCUCUUUAUUUUUGCUGAACCUUACUGGCUUACGAGAAAAGUUCCACAGCAAAUGUUUAUUUUUUAAACAACGAAGCACUAACGCUAAUGACUAAUGGAAUAUUCGAUACCUUUUCUUGUCUACUCUUACUUUCUCUCUCCGUUUUCAGCUAUUCAUAGACUACUGCUCAGUGCCACGUGUCACUUUUGAUAAACGAGCCAAACAGAACCGUUUGAUCCUUUUUGCAUUGGGAAAUGAGCCCAUUUCCCGUGGCGGUCCCCCGUAAUUACCUCGCAGGUGGACCCCUCUCGGUUGCCCCUCUCAACGAAUCCCUCAUCCAUUUUGCCGAGAAAGCAAAAACAUUUUUAUUUUAAGGCCGCUGCUCCUGCUCCUGCUCCGAACUCGGAUGACGUCAUCGGCACGAAAGACGGCGAAAUGUAUCUAAAUGGAAAUUCGCCCUACUAUCCGGGAUUCUAUCCGAAUCGAUUUGUAAGUGCGCACCAACGCGCCACCAAAAUGAGCGAAAAUGUUGCAUUUCCACAAAACACUAUCCCGAUUCCCCGGCAAAAAAAAAACUCUGUUUUCCCACAUUUGCCAACUUUCGCAUUCCCAUGCCUUCGGAUUUGAAGCGAAUAGAAAGAGGUGUCUCGUGGUUUGGACAUGAGAUGCUCGCGGAGCACACACACACACACACACACAACUAAUUAAUUUGGUCCCCGAGCCCGUCGACGCCUCGUUUCUCACAUUUUUCCUGAAAAUUCGAUAUUUUCCGCUCUAUUAUGAGGGGUAGAAGUAAACAUUUCUGUUCGCUUAAAAACACAAAGUUCGAAAUGUGAAAAAUGUGUUUAUUGUCCGACCGAAAAAAGAGAUUUUAUUAUCCGCGCACUGGUGCGUGUACUGCUUUCUUGCUUUGUUGCUCCCUCUCUCUCUCCCUUCCAAUUCAUCAUCUUCCUCUUCUUCUUCUUCUUCUUCAUCUUUUUCUGCUCACUUCUUGUUAGAUUCUUAUUCGAACAACAAAGAAAACUUCUUUUUUUCUCGUUAUUCUCACGUUCGCUUAACCUUUUCCCCACUUUUCCCGCACGCAUUUCCGUUUUCUGCUCGUUCUGUGUGUCUCGAAACGAAACGGCCAGUUUUUUGAACGCUGAAAACACUUUGAGGCCAGAAAUCACUCGAAAUCGUUAAAAACCACUUUAUUAGCGAUUUUUUUUCAAAAAUUGAGCCAUCCGGUUCAAACAUUGUCUGUUUAACGCAAUUUUUACAAUAAAAACUCGGCGGUAGAGCGCGAUUGCCAAACUUUAGCGAACCUUCGUCGAAAAGCGUCGUGUUUACCCGUUGCGCUCAAGCAAAAGAAGGACAUUCUCUGCUUUUUCACACUAUCAAUUGAUGUAUGGAAUUCGAGAGUGAGAGAGCACACUCCUCCUCUCACUUUCACUUCUUCUUCUUCUUUUCGAGAACACCCACUCGUUCGAGGGCCUUUUUUUUUGUGUUUGUAAACCAAGAAGUGCCCAAUUAAGCCAUUGUUGUCCGUUUUCUCGCCGCCCAAUCGCGAAAAGAGCGGGUAAUUGGUGGUAGCCAUGACAACCGUGUCUCGAAACGAAUUUUGCACAUUCUCCUUUCUUUUGACUUAAUUUUGUUCGUUGCCCUGGCACGUUUUGCAAGACACUAAUCGGCGGUCCAAAAUAAUAGAACUGGGCACAAUAUAACUCUUUUUGAGUAUUUAUAUGAGCAUUUUGUCCGUUCCUUUCAGUUAACUUUCGCAAAAUUGUUCGUCUCUCGAACAAUUAAGCAGAAGACCACAGUUUGAACCUAGAAAAUUGGUUUCCAUUCGUUUUUGAUAGUACAAUAAAACUAUUUUCUGUGGGUUUUCGUUACCGUAGAGAAGAGGGAUCACGAUGGAAGUGAAAUUAGUGAAUGCAAUAAAUCGAUCACAGAAAUUAUCUUUUUCUACGAAACAAUUAUUCUACAGAAAGGUUUAAAACGCGCUCGUUAUAUUGUGUCGCGGUUCUAUUCUGCACAGUUCUAUUAUGUUGGACCGCCCACUAAAUUUCCGAAAAAUAAGACCGCUCUAGCGUGGCCGUGGCCGAGCUUUUUCGGAAGUUCGGCCACGACCACACCGAUGUUUUCAGCUGCCGUUCGCAUCGACAUCCGUGCAGGCGACGACGUCUUCGGCCGCGGCGUCGUCCUCCUCGCCGCCCACGCUUUCCGACGGAAGACACCUGCAAAACGGAGGGCAAUAUCGGCAGCAGAAUUCGAACAAUUUCAACUCGAAUCAUGUGAUCAGCGAUACGGUUGCAGUCGCCGGCGACGAUCUGAGCAAUGUUCCCGCCGCUGUUAUCAUACAAUUGGGUAGGACUUUUCGACGAAUUUCUUAUUUCCAGCGGGAAACCGCGAAAAUUCAAUGAAAAACGGCUGUUUCUUAAUUUUGGGGUUUUAAUCGAUGAAAAUCGUAAAAAUCGAAAAGAAUUCCGAGAAAUUCUCUCCACCGCAAUUUUAGCGCAAAACUCGAUCACGGCCUCGAAAAAACUCAUUUUUCUUUCAGAAAGAGCAAAUCGAACGAUCGCCGCGCAAAAUGUGGAACUUGAUCGGCUCAAAACGUUCCAAAAUCAGAAUAUAGAGACGCAUUUGUUGCGGAAACAAAUUGCGGACCUCGAAAAAGAAGUGCGAACGAGUCGGGAGCGAUUUCUGGAGCAACAAGAGCUGCUGGCCGAGAUGAGCCGCGAAAUGGACAAAAUGCUCCGCGAGAAGCACCAAAUGCAGCACAAUUACCAGGAAGUGGAGAAAAAGUACAAAAAAGCAAAGUUCGCGAGCCGAGAACUCGCAAAAAUACUCGAAAACGACUUGUGCGGCACACCGACGACUUCAAAAGCGAUCAGUGGAUUCGAGUCGGACGACGAGGCGAACGAAGGACUGUUUGGGCGGUCGCGGGCGCUGAGCCGCCAGCAGGAGAGCCACGAGUUGCGGGCGAAAGCCGACAGAGUCGUCGAGCAGGCGGAGCUCCGGAAGCAGCGGGAAGGCGAGAAAGUGAUGGAGAAAAUACUGGGCGAGAACGAGAACCUGCAGCUCGAGCUGCAGAGGGAACGUCGGAUCAACGAGUCGCUGCAGGACGACCUCGAGACGAAUCGACGAUUAGUUUUCGAUCGGGACGAGACGAUCGAGGGGUUGCGGGCCAAGCUGGGGAAGGCGGAAGCGAAGGCGACACAGUGCGAGACCGAUCUCUCGAGGACCAGCACCGAUCUGGCGUUGGAACGCGCUCGGUGCGACGCGUUGACGCUAGAGCUCCACGAGUUGGACGCCAUCUUCAAUCAUGUCAGUUUUUCAGAAUUUUUCUAAACAAAAAGAUUAACGUUUUUUUUCAGACGCAGUCGACCGUUCAAGCAUUCGCCAUCGAAAACGAGGAUCUGGAGGAGAAGUGCCGAGACGCGCACAAGACGAUUUUGACGUUGAACGCCAAGUUGUAAGUGCUCUAAAUCGAUGUUCUCGUUCCGACAAGAGACCAUUCAGAAAUGACUGUCCUCUGUGCUGUCCUUGUGAGUUUUCACAAUCAUUAGAGAAUGAUCCAUUGCAAAAAAGGUUUUGCGGAACAUGAUUUAUAUGGGUCGAAAGAUCUGAACGACAGUAUUCCAAAAGGUCGGCAGCAAAAUUGAAAAACAUUAUUAUAAUUCUUCGGUUAAGAUCUUUUGACCCAUGUGAAUAUUGUUUCAGAUAACUCACCAAAGUUGUGUAGCACCAAUAGCACAGCUUUCAUAGUCGCUAGUAGUUGAUGACCUAGAAUCCGACACAAUUCUUCCAUUUUUGCAGAGAAGCGCAAGGAAUGGACCUGGCGACGACGAAACGGACGCUCCGAACGAUUCGAGAUGCGAACGAACAGAGAAGUGGACCGUACUAG
Molecule: messenger RNA, 5114 nt
Organism: Caenorhabditis sp. 36 PRJEB53466
Lineage: Eukaryota; Metazoa; Nematoda; Chromadorea; Rhabditida; Rhabditidae
Source: the annotation of a GenBank genome assembly